Messenger RNA from Entelurus aequoreus (snake pipefish), 1333 nucleotides. RefSeq names its product tenomodulin (gene tnmd). The transcript is spliced from 7 exons. Lineage: Eukaryota; Metazoa; Chordata; Actinopteri; Syngnathiformes; Syngnathidae. The record is from RefSeq and is a predicted model, not a curated record. Bases 13 to 912 code for a protein of 299 amino acids. Gene Ontology annotation, biological process: negative regulation of endothelial cell proliferation; negative regulation of angiogenesis.
UGGACUUGCAUCAUGGAGGCUCGCAGCCAUUCCAGCAGCCAGCAGGUUCUGUGCAAAGAUGUGGAGGGUUCUAAAGAGAAGACUGCCAAGUACCAGGUCUACCAGCGCGUGGCUCUGAUCCUGGCUCUGGUCUUCCUCAUUUCUGGUGUCUGCAUUUUCAGCUUAGCCUAUCUGUGGAGACCCAGCCUGGGGAAACUCUACGACCACGAGUACAAAGCGGUGCUGGACGGCGUCGAGAAAGACGGCCUGAUGGAAAUCGACCCCGUUCGACAGGUUGAAAUUUUCCGGAUUGGAAAUGGGAGUCAGCAGGUUCUGGAGGUGCACGACUUCAAAAACGGACUCACUGGGAUCCGCUUCGCCGAACAUCAGAGGUGCUACAUCAGGGGCCAAACAAGGAAGAUCCCGAUUGCGCCAGAGGUGGAAGCCGACGACGGCGGCUUAGAGGUGGAUGGAGUGGACACCAAGGUGGAGGACUCCCAAGUGUGGGUUCCAGCUGAGGAGCCCAUUGAUGACCCACAGUUCCUCUUCCAGUCCAAGAUCUGGGAAUUCUGCCAGGAGCUGCCCAUCCACUGGAUCCAUCCCUCCCCCCUGAGUGAUCCGGACUUGCAGGAGGAGGUCGAUCACCUGGACGCCCCCGAAGCCGAGGUCAAAGGCCACCGCUUUACCCGCCAAUCGGAGUACCACACUCCAGUCAACGACUACAGAGCAGUAGGUCUGGAGUUGGACAACCGCCUGGACGAGCGCGGCUACUGCUGCCAGUACUGUCAACAAGGCUACCGCUUCUGCCGCCGCUACUACGUGCCUCUGGGCGGCUUCAACCAGUGGCCCUACUACUACCGAGGAGGCCACGUCAUCUGCCAGAUGGUCAUGCCGUGCAACUGGUGGAUCGCACGCAUGCUGGGGAGGGUCUGAGGCGCCAGCGACUGCCAACGCGACUGUUGCUGUCCACACUUUGAUCCGUUUAUUCACACCACUUGUGAAAUUAAAGUGGACGAUAGGCUCGGAAUUAUUGUCUAAGAUAAAAGUUGGCCAGUAACGCACUGGUCAGACUAAGUGGCCCCUUAGGAUAUUUUAAGUCUUUCUUACAAAAAGGUAUCCACCCUUUAAUUUCAUUUUUUUUGCUUAUUAUUAUGUGUUUCAUUCAUGCUAGCAUGUUAGCUUGGAACACCGAUGUCAAAUGUUUGUAGAAGACAUCGCUUUUACUCCAUGGUUUGAAGAGUACUGUAACGUAUAAAUGUACACACAGUAGUCGUAGUAAUGGUAACAUUUAAGUUUUCUUUUUUUUAUUGCUUUUGUAAUACGGUCACAAUAAUAAAAACAUAUUGCCUUUAGA